This is a messenger RNA of Cladocopium goreaui, 6858 nucleotides long. The record is from the annotation of a GenBank genome assembly. Lineage: Eukaryota; Dinophyceae; Suessiales; Symbiodiniaceae.
AUGUGGGCCGUGUCAUUCGGCACACUUCCCCCGGCGGACUACACCUUUUCGAACAAUACAGAAAUUAAGACCAUCGAUCCGGCGAUUGUUACAGGUGCACCCGAGGGGCGCGUAAUUCGCGGGCUAUUCGAAGGUUUGGUGAAUUGGGACCCGGAAGAUCUGCACCCGAUUCCCGGUGUCGCCGAGAGUUGGGAAAUUUCCGACGAUCAACUGACCUACACCUUCAACAUCCGCGAGGAAGCCCGUUGGUCGGACGGUACGCCGAUGACCGCCGACGACUUUGUGUACUCGUUCCGUCGAUUUCUGCAUCCCAAGACCGCGGCUGAAUACGCGUACCAGUUGUUCUACGUCGAUCGGGCACGCGACUUCACCGAGGGCAUCGUUCAAGUUGGCGAUCGGGUUGAAGUCGAACUUUACGAGAGGCCCAAAGGGGCGUUGCCCGGAGCCCCAGGCACGAUUCUUCACGGCACGCUGGUCGACGUCGAUCCACCGCUUCCAGUACAAGAUGAAAUCGGCGAUGAGUCGGCGGCCGACAUCGAUGGCGAUGUGGUGCGAACCUACACGGUCGAAGUCGACGGGGAGAGCCGCAAGUUUCGCAAGUUGGGCGAUACGACGGCUACCAAAGCUGAAGACGGUGCUGAGAACUACGCAUGGUUGUUGCUCGACUUCGAUGAAGUGGCGAUCCAUGCCCUCAGCGACCAUAAGCUAGAGAUCAAACUCGAAAGCACGACCCCGUAUUUCCUCAGCCUGUUGGGAUUUUACCCGUUAUUCCCGGUGAACAAGCUCUGCGUGGAGACGUACCCGUUCCCCGAGUGGACGAAGCCUGAGAAUUUGAUCUGCAACGGACCGUUUCUGUUGGAAAGCCGUCGGAUUCGCGAUCGAAUACGCAUGGUGAAGAACCCGACGUACUGGAACAAGGAGAACGUGCAUUUCAACGUCGUCGACGUUCUGGCCGUACAGUCGGAGACGACGGCGAUGAAUAUGUACCUCACAGGGCAGAUGGAUCGGGUGACCCAGGUUCCGGCGACGAUCACACCCGAGCUGCUCGCCCAGGACCGCCCUGACUUCCAGCCCACGCCGUUUUUCGGGACCUACUACUAUCGCAUCAACACCGAACGGCCCCCGCUUGACGAUCCGCGUGUUCGCAAAGCACUCAGCAUGGCGAUUGAUCGCCGCGAGUUGGUCGAAAAGGUGACCAAGGCUGGGCAAAAACCCUCGCUCAGCUUCGUGCCACCUGGGGUGAAAGGUUACACCCAGGCCACAUGUCACGGGUUCGACCCUGAAGGGGCCCGCAAGCUGCUGGCCGAGGCUGGCUAUGCUGACGGCAAAGGGUUCUCCAUCUCAUUCGAGAUCAUGUACAACACAAACGAGGCCCACAAAGCGAUUGCCGAACUCAUUCAAUCGCAGUGGAAGAAGUACCUGGGCAUCGAUGUCAAACUCCAGAACCAGGAAUGGGCGGUCUAUCUCAGUAAUUCACGCCAGAUGAAGUAUUGGGUUGCCCGAGCCGCGUGGAUUGGCGAUUACCUCGACCCCAACACGUUCCUAGAUAUGUUCGUCACCGAUGGGGCCAACAACCAGACGGGUUGGUCGAACAUUGAGUACGAUCGACUCAUCGCCGAGGCUGCUCGCGAGAGCGAUUCCGAGAAGCGAUUCCAGAUGCUGCACGAUGCUGAACAGAUCUUGAUGGACGAACUGCCGGUGAUUCCCAUCUACAACUAUGUUACAACCGGCAUGGUUCGGCCGUACGUCAAAGGGUACUACCCGAACGUACAGGACGUACAUCCCUAUGUUGGGAUGCGCAUCGAUGAAGAGGAGAAGCAGCGCGUGCUGGAAGCCAUCGAAGCGAACAUUAAGGCGCGUUACCACCUCGAUGAACCUUUGCCCCAGCAAUACAUCCGCGAGCUGUGGAACUUUGUCCGUCUCGACCUGGGCUACAGCUUCAAACUGGCCGACUUUACGGUCAAUGAGAUUAUCGCACAGGGGUUUCCGAUUUCAGCCACACUUGGGUUGGUGGCGUUGUUCAUCGCUUUGACGAUGGGGCUCUCCGCGGGAAUUAUCUCCGCGGUUCGCAGGCAAUCGGUUCUCGACAUCAGCCUAAUGUCGAUCGCCACGAUCGGCAUCGCGCUGCCUAACUUUGUGAUCGCCGGCAUUUUGAUCAUUCUUUUUGUGUUCAUCUGGCCCAUCUUCCCGGCGGCCGGCUGGGGAAGUUUCAGUCAGUUGGUUCUCCCCGGGUUUUGCCUGGGGGCCCCUUAUGCCGCAUACAUCGCCCGGUUGACUCGCACGGGCCUACUCGAUGUGCUGCAUCAGGAUUACAUUCGCACGGCCUAUGCCAAAGGAGUGCAGACCCCCACGGUUGUGGUUCGCCACGCGUUGAAGGGCGCCUUGCUGCCGGUGGUUUCUUUCCUGGGGCCGGCCAUCGCCGGGAUUGUCUCCGGUUCGCUGGUCGUCGAACAAAUCUUUGCCAUCCCCGGCAUUGGAGUUCAUUUCAUCAACGCCGCCACCCAACGCGACUAUACGUUGGCCAUGGGCGUGAUCAUGCUCUAUGCGACGCUGAUCUAUUUGAUCGAGCAGCAAGCCCUCCCAUCAUCCAUCGAAUCGGACAAAGACCUCCGUCAGUACGAGCGUCUGUUCGCCGAAGCGCAGCGGAUCAAAGGUGUCUCGUUGGGUCGCGAUGCCUGGCGGCGUCUACGCCGUAAUCCGGCUGCGAUGAUUUCGCUGGGUAUCUUGGUAGUGAUCAGCCUCCUGGCGUUCUUUACGCCGAUGUUGCCGCUGCAAUCGCCGCGACAGGUUGAUACCUCUCGCACUUUUCAGGCACCUACCACAGAGAACCUUUGGGUCGACCAUUUCGACCUGGGAGAUGCCGAGCCGGGUUCGGAGGAGUGGGACACGCAGUUCAAAGAGGAACUCGAUCGUCAGUACGGAAAGGUCAAUCGCCUUACCCGGCUAUUCACUCGCAUUCGUGUGGCCAUCUUUGGUGAAAAAGCCCUGGGGUCUGUUUGUGGUACCGACGAACUUGGUCGAGACCUGCUCGCCCGUCUGUUUUGGGGCGCACGCAUUUCGCUGCUGGUGGGUGUGGUCGCCACGUUGGUCUCGCUGGUGAUCGGCGUUUCCUACGGGGCGAUCUCCGGUUAUUUGGGCGGACGCAUCGACAACUUCAUGAUGCGAAUCGUCGAUGUGCUAUACGCCAUUCCGUUCAUCUUCGUCGUCAUCUUUCUCAUCACAAUCUUGAGCGAAGAUUCGAUCAAAACGUGGCUGCUCGAUCAUGGCAUCGAUCGCAUCACGAUCUUUUUCUUUGUCGUGGGGGCCAUCUAUUGGCUCACUAUGGCCCGUGUGGUGCGUGGGCAGAUCAUCUCUCUGAAAGAGGAACAGUUCAUCGAGGCGGCACGUACGAUCGGGGCGAACCGCGUUCGCAUCAUCUUCCUGCACUUGGUGCCGAAUCUGUUUAGCGUGAUCAUCGUUUACCUCACAUUGACCAUCCCCCGUGUGAUGCUGUUUGAGGCCUUCCUGUCAUUUCUCGGGCUGGGCGUCGAGCCGCCGGAUGUUUCCUGGGGGCUGUUGGCGAAUGAGGGGCUCAAGGUGAUCACCCCGGUGAAGAUCUACUGGUGGUUGGUUGUGUAUCCGGGCUUUGCAUUGGGGAUCACGCUGUUUGCCUUGAACUUUCUGGGCGACGGGCUUCGCGCCGUCGAUGGCAUUUCGUUCUCGAUCGAACGCGGAGAAACCCUCGGCAUAGUCGGCGAAUCGGGCUCGGGUAAGUCCGUCACUAAUCUGGCCAUCAUGGGAUUGGUGCCCAAACCGCCUGGGAACAUUGCCUCGGGUACGGCCAUGUUCGACGGGCAAGACUUGCUGAAGCUGCCCGAGCCGAAACUCUCCAAGAUUCGAGGGCGGCGGAUCGCGAUGAUCUUUCAAGAUCCGAUGACCUCGCUGAACCCUUACCUCACGGUCGCCCAGCAGUUGACCGAGAUGACGCGAUUGCAUCUGGGGCACACACGGAAGCAGGCCCUCGACCACGCGAUCCGCAUGCUGGAUCGAGUCGGCAUUCCCUCGCCGGGCAAGCGGAUUCACAACUAUCCCCACCAAUUCUCCGGCGGGAUGCGGCAACGGGUGAUGAUCGCGAUGGCCCUCUCGUGUGACCCCGACCUGUUGAUUGCCGACGAACCGACGACCGCACUGGAUGUGACGAUACAGGCCCAGAUCCUCGACCUGAUGAGGGAAAUCCAACAGGACAUGGGCACGGCCAUCAUUCUCAUCACCCAUGAUCUUGGCGUAGUGGCUAACGCUUGCCACCGUGUGAAUGUGAUGUACGCCGGGCGGUUCGUAGAAGAGGCCGGCGUUGAUGCUUUGUUCGCCGAUCCACGGCACCCGUACACGUUGGGCCUCCUGAAGUCGAUUCCACGGAUCGACGAAAAGUCGGAAGCCGAACUCACGCCGAUUGAAGGCCAGCCGCCGGACCUCACCGAACUCGGCGAAGGCUGCUCGUUCCGCGCCCGAUGUCCCUUUGCCAUCGAGCAGUGCUUUGCUGAGGCACCGCCUCGCACAUCUGCACCGCACGGUGGGCAUAUUCGCCCCACGGCCACGGCCGCAGUGUCUGCCGACACCGGGAAUCGUCCCGCUCCCCUGUUGCAGGUCCGCGACUUGAAGGUCCAUUUCCCACAGCGGCAUGGGCCGAUUUGGAAACGUGAGACCACGGUCAUCCGCGCGGUGGACGGGAUUUCGUUUUCGGUAAAGGAAGGAGAAACGUUGGGACUUGUCGGCGAGUCGGGCUGCGGAAAGUCGACCACGGCUCGGGCCAUCUUGAAUUUGAUACCGCCCACCUCCGGUGAGGUAAUUUUCGACGGGCAUCCGAUCGAUGGGUUAGAUGAAUCGGAGAUGGGCGAGUACCGCCAGCAGAUGCAGAUGAUCUUUCAAGAUCCAUUCGCAUCGCUGAACCCCCGGAUGACCGUGGGCCGUACGAUUGCCGAGCCGAUGCACAUCUUCAAUCUUCGCCCCCGUCGCGAACGUCCCUUGGAAGUGAUGCGGUUGAUGGACACUGUGGGGCUGGACCCUAAGUUCUUAAACCGCUACCCGCAUGAGUUCUCUGGCGGGCAGCGACAGCGGAUCGGUGUCGCUCGGGCACUGGCCGUAAACCCGAGGCUGAUCUUUUGUGAUGAGCCGGUGUCGGCGCUCGAUGUGUCGAUUCAAGCCCAGGUGGUCAACCUGCUGGUUAAACUUCAGGACGAGUUCAACCUGACCUAUGUGUUCAUCGCCCACGAUCUGUCGGUGGUGCGACACAUUUCUGAUCGCGUGGCCGUGAUGUACCUGGGUCGCAUCGUCGAGUUGGCCGAUACGAACGAGUUGUAUUCCAAUCCUAAGCACCCUUACACGCAGGCCUUGCUCUCGGCGGUGCCCAUCCCCGAUCCGCCGGUGGAACGCACACGCGAGCGAACGAAACUGAAAGGCGAGAUCCCCUCGCCCGAUCGUGUGUAUUCUGGUUGCCCGUUCAUUGACCGCUGCCCGAUUGGCGACCCCAGUUGUGCUGAAAGGCCACCUCGACUCGAGGGCGAUAUCUACCUGGUUCCGAUUCACCGGCUCGAUCGUCCUGUUUCCGGAGCGUUGCUGUUCGCCCGAAAUGUUCGGGUGGCCAAAAGAUUGGGGCACCAGUUCGAGCGACGUCAGGUUCGCAAGAUGUACUGGGCCUGCGUUUCAGGCGAAGUUGAAGAACCCACAGGCACCUGGACCGACUACCUGCGGAAAGUACCCGGCGAAGCGCGAGCCGAGGUGGUCUCCGAGGAUCAUCCCGAGGGUCGCAUCGCGAUUCUGCACUAUCGAGCGCUUGCCACGGGGUCUUUCGGCACGUGGCUGGAAGUCACCCUGGAAACCGGGCGGACCCAUCAGAUUCGCGUGCAGGCGGCAAGCCGAGGGCUCCCGGUGCUGGGCGAUCAGCAGUAUGGCUCGCCCGUAGCGUUCGGCCCUCAGACCGAAGACAUCCGCCAGCGGGCCAUUGCCCUUCAUGGCCGGAUGCUGCAGUUCAAGCAUCCCCAGACCGAGCAGAUCGUGCGUGUUACUGCACGAUGCGAUGAAAACUGGCUGCAGUUGAAUCUUCCAGCCGAGGAAGACAUCGCACAAAGUCGAUUUAUAAGAUCGAGCGCCAUGAUGGAUUCCAGCAACGAUCUUCUUGAACGAUUCGCCUCCGGGCAGCGCCGCGCGCUGGCCGAAAUCCUGUCCAAAGUUGAGAACGGCACUGCGCCAGAGCCACCUAAAACCGACCAUAACUGCCGGGUGGUGGGUAUCACCGGCAGUGGCGGAGCGGGGAAGAGCACCCUGGUGGGGGCGCUCAUCAAAUACCUCCGAAGCCAGGGGUUGAAAGUAGCCGUGUUGGCUUCCGACCCACAAAGCCCGCUCUCGGGCGGGGCGCUGCUGGGCGAUCGGAUUCGGGUUGAAUUCGACCCGGCUGACGACGGGGUUUUCUUUCGCAGUUUGUCCACCCGUGGGGCAUUGGGUGGGCUGUCUGAUGCAAUUCAACCUUCGCUACCCUGGCUGGCUGCAUUUGGUUUCGACGUGGUGCUGGUCGAAACGGUCGGCGUGGGGCAAGAUCAGGCCGCCGUGCGAAAGGUUGUCGACACUUUAGUACUGCUGGUCACUCCCAAUACCGGCGAUGAAGUGCAAUGGGAGAAGGCCGGACUAAUUGAAGUAGCCGACUUAGUCGUGGUGAACAAGUCCGACUUGCCGGGGGCGGGGCGAGUUCGUCAACAACUCACCUCGUCGCUUACGCUGGUGCCCACUGCUAAGCCGGUACCUAUUCUCCCCGUCACGGCCUUGAAGAACGAAGGCAUCGCCGAGCUGUGGCAAGCCAUCGUCGAUGACCAAGCAAUUAAGGAUUAG